AUGGACGAGUGGUGUGAAAAUAAGUUCGCUAGCUCCAUCGCUCACAAGUCGGCGCUUCAGUCGCGGUAUCAGUCCACCGAGGAGCCGAUCGGCGUCGAUACACAACAGAACACCAGCGAAUUGGCGAGUUCUACCUCCGUCUUCAAUCGAAUUAUCGGCGACGUGAAUAAAUGUCUUCGCGUUGUGGUCCGCUCGCUGCUGCUCGCAGGAACCUGCGACGCGAUGUCCUCGAUCUCGAUACAAACGCACUCGAUGUCCCCACCUCCGAAAAAUGUGCAGCAUUUCUACCGCUACCGGAGACCACCGCGGUCGCUCGAAGAGGACGAACCUCGGCGGCCGAAUAUCUCUCUGGAUCUGGAAUAUCUCGAUUACGAUAACGGCAACGAGGUCCUAACAAAUCAGAAGGAGCCAUACACGCAUCAACCUGUGGUCUUGGAGCAAGAAGAUCCCCACUUCGCCGAGCCCAUACCGAGUGUGACGGUGGCCGCAGGGAAAACAGCUGAGCUCAAAUGCAUCAUCGAGAAUCUCGGAAACUACACAGUCGCAUGGCUGAAUGUGGACAAGCAAACCUUGCUCGCGGUUCACACGCACGUCAUUUCGAACCAAGAUCGUGUUCGGGUGAGUCAUAGCGGUCAUCGAGAAUUCUCCCUGCUAAUCGAAGAUGUCCGGCCGGAGGACUCGGGCUACUACAUGUGUCAAGUGAAUACGAGACCGAUGAAGAAUCAAGUCGGAUUCCUCAACGUCGUAGUUGCGCCGUACUUCUUGGAGAGCGUCGGCAGCAACAUAACCGUGCGCGAGAACGAUAACGCCGUUCUGCGAUGCCACGCCGGCGGGAACCCCCAACCGAAAGUCACGUGGCGGCGAGAAGAUUCUCAGGUCUUCAAUUUGGAAAGGCGCCUCAAAGCCACCACCUAUCAGGGCUCAGAGCUUCAUCUCCGCGGCGUCGGUCGCAAAGACAUGGGCGUGUACAUCUGCCUGGCUUCAAACGGUGUACCCUCAUCGAUCAGUCGCAGGAUCCAUCUGGAAGUCAUAUUUCCACCUCUGAUCAGGGUACCUCACCAGCUCGUUCAGGCAUCUUUAGGGGACAACGUCAUCUUGGAAUGUCAUGUCGAGGCAUCCCCCCUCGCAGAGCCCGUUUGGCUUCAUCGGAGUCAGCGUCUGGGAUCCGACCACAAGUACCACACUUCCAAUAGCCAGGAGGACCUGCGAACGACAAUGAGACUGCGCGUCAAAAUCACGCACCGUAGCGAUUUCGGGAUGUACAGAUGCACGGCGCAAAACAAAAUUGGCCACACAGAGGCGAAGAUCACCCUACUGGAAAGACGUCCAACCUCGAUGCCGACGACCACAACUGUCAGGCCAACGAAAGCUCCCCGAAAACCCAGCAAAAGACCUUCGCAAUCGUUAUCCCCGCCGACCACGCCCCUGAUGUAUUGGAUUACGACGAAGGCACCUGUAUUCGUCAGCAUCUUCGACAUAAAUAAGGGCAAUAUGUCGACGUUGUGGCAUCGGAACAGAGCUCGAGAAUCGUCGAGUAUGGCCUCUGAAGCUGUCUGCGGCUGCACUUCAACGAUGCAUUUACUCCUUACAGGAUUGGUGUUAGUCCGUAUCGUCUUUAUGCCUCGAAAUUUAUGAAGGCACUUUGUUGAAUCUAGCUCAUCACCACCAAUACCAAUAAUAGACUGUUUGUAAUGCCUCAGUACAAUACGAAGAUCUCAAUAGUUGAUCGAAGCGUAAGCCGGCACCAGAUACCCACCGAUGUGCGGCGUAGGCCUCGCGGUAUUUCGAAGCAUGGCAGCAUCUGCAGCGUCGAGUAUAAUAAUUGAGACAGCAAGCGACUUCAUGUAAACUAUCGUUUCAUCAUUAAAGACGAGUU
Galendromus occidentalis (western predatory mite) is the source of this 1876-nucleotide messenger RNA. RefSeq names its product lachesin. Gene Ontology annotation, cellular component: neuron projection. The transcript is spliced from 10 exons. The coding region runs from base 1 to 1635 and encodes 544 amino acids. NCBI's taxonomy places the organism in Eukaryota, Metazoa, Arthropoda, Arachnida, Mesostigmata, Phytoseiidae. The record is from RefSeq and is a predicted model, not a curated record.